Molecule: messenger RNA, 619 nt
Organism: Juglans microcarpa x Juglans regia
Lineage: Eukaryota; Viridiplantae; Streptophyta; Magnoliopsida; Fagales; Juglandaceae
Product: putative HVA22-like protein g
Exons: 5
Coding region: 1-489 (162 amino acids)
Source: RefSeq, a predicted model, not a curated record
AUGAUGGGGUCUUUUCUUUCAAGAGCCCUUGUGCUGGUUUUUGGUUAUGCAUAUCCGGCUUAUGAGUGUUUCAAAACUGCGGAGAAGAAUGAGCCAGAAGUUGGGCAACUUCUGUUUUGGUGUCGAUACUGGAUUUUAGUUGCAAUUCUUACAGUCUGUGAGAGAGUUGGGGAUGCAUUCGUUUCAUGGCUACCAAUGUACGGUGAAGCGAAGUUGGCAUUCUUUAUAUAUCUAUGGUAUCCCAAAACAAAGGGAACUGCAUAUGUUUAUAAUUCCUUCUUUCGGCCUUAUGUGGCCAAACAUGAAACGGAGAUUGAUCGCAACUUAUUGGUGUUGAGAGUAAAGGCUGGUGAUAUAGCAAUUGUUUAUUGGAAAAGGGCUCUAAUCUAUGGCCAGACAAGGUUUUUUGAAAUUCUGCAAUAUGUCUCUUCUCAGUCAGCAGCAGCACCUCCUCAUUCUAAUCAAGUACUCGUGGAUAAAGAAGGGUAGCCCCUGCAUUUUGACAUCUUGGAGUCAUUUAUUCAGUGCAUAUAUUCUAUCUGUGCAUACACCUAGCUAUCAUUGAAAUUGUUAAAUUGGUAUAAGCUAGGAUAUGUUUAUUCCACCCAUUCAUGGAGAU